AUGUCUCCCUCCGCAGAUAGCGCUGCGGCGCAAUGGCUUGAGCAAUUGGCUGCCAUGCGAGCAGCGAUCGCAGAUCUGAAGCUACCACAAACGAACGGACAAGUAGAUACCGAAGCCUACGGCUCCGACUUGGACUUGAACGAUGACGACCUCUCACCAGGUUCCGGAAGCGACGAUAUCUGGGACUUGAUCAGCGAGGAAGAAGAUGACACAUUCAGCGAGGAGAGCGCAGAUGUACCUGAAGUGGCGACGAUUGCUGCCGAAGCACAAGCAAAAGACGGGUCGCGAGACUGGCUACGGACCAAAUGCGAGAAUGUCGCGAGAAAGGGCAAUGGACUGGAUGCUUCUUCGCUAGAAGAGCAAAUCGUCGCUGUCCUCGCCUCCGACAGUGGAGACGAUGAGCUGCAGAUGACUCUGGCAGACGUUCUCGGCUUUGAGGAGUUGGACUUAGUCUCGGAUAUACUGAAGUAUCGAAAUUCGAUUCUUGUUGAACCUACAAGUCGUCCAUCUGGCUUGCUUUCCAAAGCCGAACGAAAUGCUCGUCUGCGGCAGGCCGAUCAGGAACACAAGAAUGCAUCUCUCGCACCUGCCCAGAACCGCUCUGCGGCGGAAUACCCACAUGUCUAUCGUGCUCACGGUGCCGGGAAUACUAUCUCCGCCUCUGGAUCAAAGUACUCUCUUCCCAUUGGAAGUCAGCGCUUCGAGCGGGAGAAGUACGAGGAGUAUAGCAUCCCAGCCGCAGCUGUCGGAACUCUUGGAAAAGGUCGCAAGCUUGUCGAGGUCGAUGAAAUGGACGGCCUCUGCAAGCGCACCUUCCGCGGCUACAAGUCCCUCAACAGGAUGCAGAGUCUGGUCUACCCCGUUGCAUACAACACCAGCGAGAACAUGCUGAUCUGCGCUCCCACUGGUGCCGGUAAGACAGAUGCUGCGAUGCUCACUGUGCUCAAUACGGUGGCGAAGAAUAUUCAUCCCAAUCCGAUCGAACAGCCAGACGCUACAGAGUUUACCGUGCAUACCGAUGACUUCAAGAUUGUGUAUGUCGCUCCGAUGAAGGCGCUGGCUGCCGAGAUUACUGGCAAGCUCGGCAAGAGACUGGCUUGGCUCGGGAUUCAAGUUCGAGAGUUGACUGGAGAUAUGCAACUCACCAAAGCUGAGAUCGUCCAAACACAGAUCAUCGUGACUACUCCCGAGAAGUGGGAUGUGGUGACUCGAAAGUCGACAGGUGACACGGAGCUGGUUCAGAAGGUCCGUCUGCUCAUCAUUGAUGAAGUUCAUAUGCUUCACGACGAGCGUGGUGCCGUUCUCGAAUCGCUGGUUGCUAGAACGGAGCGCCAGGUAGAAAGCACGCAGUCUUUGAUUCGGAUUGUUGGUUUGAGCGCCACACUGCCCAAUUAUGUCGAUGUCGCAGACUUCCUCAAGGUCAACCGAAUGGCCGGUCUGUUCUACUUUGAUCAAUCCUUCCGUCCAGUACCGCUGGAACAGCACUUCCUCGGCGUCAAGGGAAAGCCAGGUACCAAAGCCAGCAGAGAGAACAUCGACAACACCGCGUUUGAGAAAGUCAAAGAUAUGCUCGAACUCGGCCACCAAGUCAUGGUGUUCGUUCACAGUCGCAAAGACACCGUCAACACAGCGCGCAUGCUGUACGAACAUGCCAUGGAUGAAGGCUUGUCUGAUCUAUUCGAUGUCACAAAUCACGAAGGCUAUACUCAAGCUUUGAAAGACGUCAAGCAAUCGAAGGGUCGUGAGAUCCGUGAGCUUGUACAAAAAGGUAUGGGUACUCAUCACGCCGGUAUGCCACGCUCAGACCGCAACAUGAUCGAACGACUGUUCGCGGAAGGAGUGCUCAAAGUGCUGUGCUGUACGGCAACGCUUGCUUGGGGUGUGAACUUGCCCGCAGCUGCUGUCAUCAUCAAGGGCACACAGCUCUACAGCGCCGAAGCCGGUAAGUUUGUUGACCUGGGCAUUUUGGACGUGCUCCAAAUUUUCGGUCGUGCUGGGCGUCCGCAGUUCCAGGACACGGGUAUUGGCAUGAUCAUCACCACUCAAGACAAGUUGCAGCACUUCUUGACUGCUGUGACCCAACAACAGCCCAUCGAAUCGCAAUUCAGCAAGAAGAUGGUUGACAACCUCAACGCUGAGAUCUCUCUGGGCACUGUCACCAGCGUGCCGGAAGCCAUCACAUGGUUGGGAUACUCGUAUCUGUUCGUGCGUAUGAAGAAAAAUCCAAUCGCUUACGGCAUCGACUGGGCGGAAAUUGCGAACGAUCCCAACCUGGUCCAGCGAAGGCGAGAGCUCAUCGUCAAGGCAGCUCGGACACUGCAGACAAGCCAGAUGAUCAUUUUCAAUGAGACCACCGAAGAGCUCCGCGCCAAAGAUGUCGGUCGCAUCGCCAGCCAAUUCUACGUGCUGCAGACCAGUAUCGAAAUCUUUAAUACGAUGAUGCGACCUCGAGCGACUGAGGCCGAUGUGCUGAAGAUGAUCAGUAUGAGUGGCGAAUUCGACAACAUCACCAGCCGCGAGUCUGAGGAGAAGGAGCUCAUGCGAUUGAAGGACGACUUCGCACCAUGCGAUAUCGAAGGCGGAAUUGGAACUCAGCAAGGCAAGACGAAUGUCCUUCUCCAGUCCUACAUCAGCAAGGCCAAUCUCGAAGACUUCACCUUAGUGUCCGACACCAAUUACGUUGCGCAGAACGCAGCACGUAUCUGUCGUGCUCUGUUCAUGAUAGCGUUGAAUCGCCAUUGGGGAUACCAAUGUCUGGUCUUGCUCGGUAUGUGCAAAAGUAUUGAGAAGCGUGUCUGGGCAUACGAGCAUCCUUUCCACCAAUUCGACCUCCCACAGGCCGUACUUCGAAACCUAGACGAGAAGGGAAGCACUUGCUCAAUCGAGUCACUCCGGGACAUGGACCAAGCCGAGAUUGGUAGCCUUGUCCACAACCAAAGAAUGGGCAACACAAUCGGCAAGCUUCUGGAUAACUUCCCGACCGUGACUGUUGAGGCUGAGAUCGCGCCUCUCAACCGUGAUGUUCUUCGAGUGAAGCUCUUCAUUACGCCAGAGUUCAGAUGGAACGACCGCCACCACGGUAGGAGCGAAAGCUACUGGAUCUGGGUGGAGAACUCCGAGACGAGCGAGAUCUAUCACCAUGAGUUCUUCAUUUUGAGCCGAAGGAAGCUCUAUGAUGAUCACGAACUGAACUUCACAAUACCUCUAACGGAUCCUCUGCCCAGUCAGAUCUAUGUCCGCGCUGUGAGCGAUCGCUGGCUGGGCGCAGAGACCGUGACGCCGGUGUCUUUCCAGCAUCUGAUCCGCCCAGAUACUGAGAGUGUCUACACGGAUCUCCUCAAUUUGCAACCUCUACCCGUGAAGGCGCUCAAGAACCCACUCCUGGAGGAAAUCUAUGGUCAGCGCUUCCAGUUCUUCAAUCCCAUGCAGACUCAACUCUUCCACUGCAUGUAUCACACGUCCGCAAACGUGCUGCUCGGGUCUCCCACAGGAUCUGGAAAGACCAUUGCUUGUGAAUUGGCAAUGUGGUGGGCUUUCCGAGAGAAGCCAGGGAGCAAAGUUGUCUACAUCGCACCCAUGAAGGCUCUCGUUCGUGAGCGAGUGCAAGACUGGAGUAAGCGAUUGACUCGCCAGAUGGGUCUCAAGCUAGUCGAGCUGACUGGUGACAACACUCCCGACACGCGCACCAUUCGUGACGCAGACAUCAUCGUUACCACACCCGAGAAGUGGGAUGGUAUCAGUCGUAGCUGGCAGACUCGAAGCUAUGUCCAACAAGUCAGCCUGGUCAUCAUCGACGAGAUACAUUUGCUUGGUGGAGAUCGUGGUCCAAUUCUCGAGAUCAUCGUCAGUCGCAUGAAUUACAUUGCCUCGCAAAAGAAAGGUUCAGUUCGUCUGGUGGGAAUGUCGACCGCCUGUGCCAACGCUAUGGAUCUGGGCAACUGGCUGGGAGUGAAGGAGGGUUUGUUCAACUUCCGCCAUUCGGUACGUCCUGUGCCGCUGGAGAUAUUCAUCGAUGGCUUCCCGCAUCAGCGUGGAUUCUGUCCGUUGAUGCAGAGCAUGAACCGUCCGACGUUCCUUGCGAUCAAGUCGCACUCUCCGGAUAAGCCGGUCAUUGUUUUCGUGGCAUCGCGAAGACAGACCAGGCUGACAGCGAGGGAUCUGAUCAAUCUUUGCGGUAUGGAGGAUAACCCGAGACGGUUCAUGAAGAUGUCGGAGGAGGAUCUCAAUUUGAACCUGGCGAGAGUGAAGGACGAUGCUCUCAAGGAGGCGAUGAGCUUUGGUAUUGGACUGCAUCAUGCUGGUCUUGUCGAGUCGGAUAGAUCACUCGCAGAGGAGCUGUUCGCCAACAACAAGAUCCAGAUCUUGGUCGCCACCAGUACGCUCGCUUGGGGUGUCAAUUUGCCAGCGCAUCUUGUCGUGGUGAAAGGCACGCAAUUUUUCGACGCCAAGAUCGAAGGGUACAAGGACAUGGAUCUCACGGAUGUGCUGCAAAUGCUGGGACGAGCGGGUCGACCGCAGUUCGACACGUCCGGUAUUGCCAGGAUUUUUACACAAGAUUCAAAGAAGGCUUUCUAUAAGCAUUUCUUGCACACCGGCUUCCCAGUCGAGUCGUCGUUGCAUAAUGUUCUGGAUAAUCACUUGGGCGCUGAAGUGUCUGCUGAGACGAUUGCGACCAAGCAAGAUGCUCUGGACUACCUGACGUGGACGUUCUUCUUCCGCCGCUUGCACAAGAAUCCUUCUUACUACGGCCUGGAGAUCUCUGCGGAAGAGAACAAUACCAUCGCUGCUCAGCAGGCUGCCAACGACUACAUGAUCGAGAUGGUAGACAAAUCGCUCGCGGAGUUGGCCGAGUCGAAAUGUAUCGCCAUCCACAGUAAUGGCGAUGUCGACCCGACUCCGCUCGGCAAGAUUAUGAGUUACUACUACCUCGCUCACAAGACGAUCCGGGCGUUGACACUGCACGCAACGCCCAAGUCGACAUUUGAGGAUGUAUUGUCCUGGAUGUGCCGUGCCACUGAGUACGACGAGCUGCCCGUCCGUCACAACGAGGAUCUCAUCAAUGCGGAGUUAUCGAAUAACCUGCCGCUAAAGGCCGACAAGUUCGACCUGCCGAUGUGGGAUCCUCAUGUCAAAGCUCAGCUUCUUCUCCAAGCCCACUUCUCACGCAUCGACCUGCCAAUCAGCGAUUACGUCGGCGAUCAAAACUCUGUGCUCGAUCAAGCGAUCCGUAUCAUCCAAGCCAGCAUCGAUGUCCUGACCGAAAUGGGCUACCUGGAAAGCUGCAAGAUGAUGAUUACUCUCUUGCAGUGCGUCAAGUCAGCUCGCUGGCCUGAUGAUGGACCUCUUGCGAUCUUUCCAAGUGUGGAAUCGGAGAAAGAGAAGAGGCGCUUGGAGAACCCAAAAACCACUUUGAACACUUUGGUCGAAGUAACCAAUGCACCGCGAGCUGCCGUUGAAGAAGCACUUCGUCAAAUUGGCGUUCCGAACCCAGCUCAUGCGAGAGUCUUCAAAGCUUUGUCGCAACUUCCACAACUCCGCGUCCACUGCGCCGAUGUCAACCCCACAGGUCUCGUCGUGAACCUCAACCGUCUCAACCCAUCUCAAGACCGCGACCAUCGGAUCUAUGCUCCUCGCUACCCGAAGCCUCAGACUGAAGGCUACUUCGUUCUCGUAUCGGACACCGCAACGGGAGAGAUCGUGGGGCUGAAGAGAGUUGGGUGGUCUUCGCCGCAGAAUUCUGGUGGGAGAGCGGGAGGAUCAGCGAGGACGAGUGCGAGGGCGACGAUCAAACUGCCGCCUGCGGAUAAGGAAAGGACGCUUAAGGUGGAGGUGCUGAGUGAUAGCUAUAUUGGGAUGGAGUGGCAGGUUGGGGAGGUGGAGGUUCCGGCGACGGUUGUGGUGCAGCAUGUUGUUGAUGAUGGGUUGGGGAAGAAGAAGAAUGCGGAUUAGUUGGGAGGGUGGGUAAGGCAGGGUUGAUAGAGGAUGUUGAGCUUGAGAUGCAUCUAUCAGUCUUGC
Molecule: messenger RNA, 6015 nt
Organism: Zymoseptoria tritici IPO323
Lineage: Eukaryota; Fungi; Ascomycota; Dothideomycetes; Mycosphaerellales; Mycosphaerellaceae
Exons: 1
Coding region: 1-5949 (1982 amino acids)
Molecular function (GO): nucleic acid binding; ATP binding; ATP hydrolysis activity
Source: RefSeq, a predicted model, not a curated record